This is a messenger RNA of Heteronotia binoei (common prickly gecko), 979 nucleotides long. Its product is annotated as riboflavin-binding protein-like. NCBI's taxonomy places the organism in Eukaryota, Metazoa, Chordata, Lepidosauria, Squamata, Gekkonidae. Gene Ontology annotation, cellular component: external side of plasma membrane. Bases 51 to 788 code for a protein of 245 amino acids. Gene Ontology annotation, molecular function: riboflavin transmembrane transporter activity; signaling receptor activity; riboflavin binding. The record is from RefSeq and is a predicted model, not a curated record. The transcript is spliced from 7 exons.
UUUGGAAAUUCCUGGGGAUCUGAGGGACUAUUACAAAGGAAAAGGAAAAGAUGUUGAAGUUUUUGGUGCUCCUGCUGUUUGCCAUCUUAGCAGUUUCCACUAGCAAAAGGCCACGAUGUCUAAAAGGGCCUACUCACAAGUCCAGAGCCACCCCAGAGCCUGACAUGCAAGAAUGCACCAUAUAUGACAAAUCCUCUUGUUGCCAUGCAAAUUUUACCAAGGCGUUGGCUCAAUCACCAGUAAUUAAAGUACAAAACACCUACUGGAACAGAUGUGGGAAUCUCAGUGAAUCCUGCGAGAGUUACAUGAAGAAGAUGGAGUGCUUUUACAGGUGUUCACCACUUGCUGCUCACUGGGAAAAUCACAACUACUCAGCUGCUCUUGAAUUCGUUCCCAUCUGCCAAAAGUUUUGUGAUGGCUGGUUUGAAGCUUGUAAAAAUGAUUUCACUUGUGUUGGUAACUGGUUGACAGGCUGGGAAAUUGAUGAAAAAGGAGAAAACCAUUGUAAGCAUGAGUGCAUCUCCUACAGCCAGAUGUAUUCCAAUGGGACUGACCUGUGUGAGAGCAUGUGGGGGAAUUCACUAAAAGUAAGUAAGUCCACUUGCCGAUGCUUGAACCUGAAUGAAAAUGAUGUCAGCCUCUUCAAGUACAUAGUACAUGACAGUUCCAGCAGCAGCAGCAGCAGCAGCAGUAGUGAAGAACAGGCCUGUCGCAAGAAGGUGAUCAAACUGGAGCAGCUGGAGGCAGAAGAAGAAGGCCUAGAGAAAGAUGUGGCAGAAAUUCUGUGAGCCUUUGCCUGUCAGAAUUCUGAAGAUCACUACAAGUCACACAUCAAGAAUAUUUCUUCUCAUCAUCCCUACACCUUUGCCAAAGCAAAAUCAGAAUCUGUGCUAACUUCCUUUUUUAACAACAAAGCAGACCUCAGAUUUCAUCUCUAUGAUCAGUUACUUUUGUUAACAGAGGUUCUGAUAUCAGUCAA